AUGAGAUCUCGCGGAGACAGAGAUUCCUGCGAGGCGAGCGGAGAGCGAGAGGCGACUCCUGCGAGGCGAGCGGAGAGCGAGAGGCGAGCGGAGAGCGAGAGGCGAGCGGAGAGCGGGAGGCAACUCAUGCGAGGCGAGCGGAGAGCGAGAGGCGACUCCUGCGAGGCGAGCGGAGAGCGAGAGGCGACUCCUGCGAGGCGAGCGGAGAGCGGGAGGCGACUCCUGCGAGGCGAGCGGAGAGCGAGAGGCGACUCCUGCGAGGCGAGCGGAGAGCGAGAGGCGACUCCUGCGAGGCGAGCGGAGAGCGAGAGGCGAGCGGAGAGCGAGAGGCGACUCCUGCGAGGCGAGCGGAGAGCGAGAGGCGACUCCUGCGAGGCGAGCGGAGAGCGAGAGGCGACUCCUGCGAGGCGAGCGGAGAGCGGGAGGCGACUCCUGCGAGGCGAGCGGAGAGCGGGAGGCGACUCCUGCGAGGCUAGCGGAGAGCGGGAGGCGACUCCUGCGAGGCGAGCGGAGAGCGAGAGGCGACUCCUGCGAGGCGAGCGGAGAGCGAGAGGCGACUCCUGCGAGGCGAGCGGAGAGCGAGAGGCGACUCCUGCGAGGCGAGCGGAGAGCGAGAGGCGACUCAUGCGAGGCGAGCGGAGAGCGGGAGGCGACUCCUGCGAGGCGAGCGGAGAGCGAGAGGCGACUCCUGCGAGGCGAGCGGAGAGCGAGAGGCGACUCAUGCGAGGCGAGCGGAGAGCGAGAGGCGACUCCUGCGAGGCGACUCCUGCGAGCCUCAAUAAUACAGUGUAUCUUUAUAAGCAUCCAGUAAACUAUCGAGAUGACCAGGACAGUGCUACUUGUAAGAGCUCCUCCGAACUCUUCGUAAAAAGGGUCACUUAUGAUUCACAGUAG
Penaeus monodon (black tiger shrimp) is the source of this 894-nucleotide messenger RNA. RefSeq names its product serine/arginine repetitive matrix protein 2-like. Bases 1 to 894 code for a protein of 297 amino acids. Lineage: Eukaryota; Metazoa; Arthropoda; Malacostraca; Decapoda; Penaeidae. The transcript has 2 exons. The record is from RefSeq and is a predicted model, not a curated record.